This is a messenger RNA of Lacerta agilis (Sand lizard), 1302 nucleotides long. RefSeq names its product protein ATP6V1FNB. Bases 101 to 676 code for a protein of 191 amino acids. Lineage: Eukaryota; Metazoa; Chordata; Lepidosauria; Squamata; Lacertidae. The record is from RefSeq and is a predicted model, not a curated record. The transcript is spliced from 2 exons.
UGGCCCUUUUGUGUAUGUUUCCUUGGACACCAGAGGCAGGAAGUAACAUUUGCCAAGCACACAGCGGUCACCACACAGACUCUGCCAUCUCUCUGGGGCCAUGAGGGGCCUGCUGACCACGCGGGAGCAAAACGGCUGGAGGGAGCUUAUCAACAAGGAGGCCUCCUGCAGGGUCAGCUGGAAGGCCAAAUACGGGCACAAAUACCCCAGGCGGGUGACUGACUAUGGGGUCGCCAAGAGGAAGUGUUUCUUGCCUGCCAUCUGCCCUCCUGAGAAGAGUGCAAGCUCCCUCCGGUGUCAAGAAGUAACUCUGCAAAAAGAGGACGGGCAGCAGCUGUCAGGGAAGGAGGAGAAGCAGGGGGAGGAAGGACCAAGCCUUCAGCAUCCUCUUCCCGAGAUGAGGGUUCCCACACCACAGACAACUCAGCUGCUAUACCAGGGCUUCUCCCAUGAAGGCAAAGGGAGGCACCACUACCUCAAGCAGAGGAAGAUGAAGAGCCCUGAGGAGAAAUUCUGCUACCCAGUGCUGUCAUCGUGGGAGUACGGCUGGCGCUUAGGAGACGUGGUUAAGGACAUGAGGACACCAAUUCAUGGCAAAUCCCGAAUUGUAAAGGAUACUUUCUACUUCAAAAAUGGAAUCUUCUAUCAUCCAUCAAAAACUGACAAGCUGUCAUGAAUAUUAUUGCUAACUGACAUGUGGAAAAUGUUUGUGCAAUGUUGCCUAGCAUGGAUAUUUGUUGUGGUAUUGGAUCAGACAACCCUCUAUAAUUACUUCCCUCCAUAAUUACUCUUUCAGAUUUAGAACUUGCUUCCAGCCUUCCUCUCCCUGUAGCACGUAGCACUGCUUCUUGUGUAAUAAAUGCACAGCACCUAUCAUUCUGGCAGAGUAACUUACUGGGUUCUGUGUCAAGGAUGUGUAUACAACCUUGCAUACAUUUGGAACCAGAGUCUGAUUUAGAGUCAAUUAAUUCAUAUGGCUGUUGUGAUGUUACUUGUGAUAGUUUCUUUUGUGGUGACACCCUGAAAGAAGACCUGCCAUAGGCUGAUAUUUUUUUAAAGCACCUGUCACAGUUUAUACCAAGAUGAAGUUAGAGAACUGCUUUGAAAUUCAAAAGGGGUGCAGGUUUGUAACAAAAACUUUUGUGACAAAGUAUUCCCAGUUCUCCAGGUAGUGGAUAUGAAAGACCUUUGACUGGGGCCUUGGAGGGCAACUGCCAGUCAGAGUAAGCAGUAUAGGAAUAGAUGGACCAAGUCUGCUCCAUUAGUGAUUGGGUACAUUAUCAUAUUUAGUAAUGCUGGCCA